AUGAACAAGCUCAUUAUUGUUGCUCUUAUUGCUUUGGUGUCUGUCGCAAGUGCUUGCUCCAACACCCAAUACAAGACUGCUGCCCCAGUCAUCGUCAAGACUCUUGCUGAUUUGACUCAACAGGAGCGUACCCUCCAUGAGACCAAGAUGCAGGAGAUCAUUGAUCUGUCCCACAAGUUGGUCGCCGCUGGCCAAAUCACCGCCAUCUUCACCGCCUCGAUCGUCGACCCAGCAACCGGAAAGACCCUCUGUAUGACUGGCAACAACGGUGCCCGUGCCUCAAUUCUGCACGGAGAGACCAACGUCAUCCUCAACUGCUCCGACACCUACCCAGGCCGCUCAUGGAAGGACCAUUACCUGUACACCACCGGUGAGCCAUGCCCAAUGUGCCAGUCCGCCAUUAUGUGGUCCGGCUUCCAGAAGGUCAUCUACGCCACCAGCAUCAAGACCCUCUACUGUGACAAGUGCAUGACCCAGAUCCUCAUCGACUCGAACGUCGUCACCGGAUACGGCUACGGUCUCGAGACCUACAACGCCGCAUACACUCCACUGGAGAUCAUCGGAGGUGUGCUCGCCAACGUCACCGACAACACCGUCUUUGAGAACUACUGUGUCAACAAGACAUUCUGGACCUCCAAGACCCCACUGUGCAAUGCCGACUACAACCCCAAGGGAUGCAGCUCUGCCAUCGCCCUCGGAAGCAACAUGUACAUGACCGUCUUUGUUGCCCUCGUUGCCCUGAUUGCUUCGCUCGCUCUUUAA
Molecule: messenger RNA, 762 nt
Organism: Acytostelium subglobosum LB1
Lineage: Eukaryota; Evosea; Eumycetozoa; Acytosteliales; Acytosteliaceae
Exons: 2
Coding region: 1-762 (253 amino acids)
Molecular function (GO): hydrolase activity; zinc ion binding
Source: RefSeq, a predicted model, not a curated record